AUGAGCGAACGGAGCCGAAACAGCUGCGAAGACUACCCCAUAGUCUACUUCUCCGUGGACCCGGUGACCAUCGGCCAGGUCACUCUUCUAAAUGGGUUCUUGUCAGUCCUCUUGCGCGACAUCGAUUUCGAGAAACUUCCGGAAUUCGAUCCCCAGGAAACAAGCCGUGUGUACAACUUGUGCCAUGCAAACUUCAAGUCCGGCAUCGAGACCUACGAGGUCAUGGCGGUGCCGACAUUCGAACAUACUCUAAUACUUUCCAUAGCGUCGUUACGAGCACAACAAGACGGAAACCUUGCAUUGCAAUGGACAGUAAUGUCAGCAGCCGCAAGACACUGUCUCGCCCUGGGCUACAAUCGGAAAGCAAGAUUAGCGACGUUGUCGAGAGAAGAGGCUCGCAGAGCGCGACGCCUGUUCUGGCACGUCUAUUUCGCAGACCGCGGUCUGACUCUGACCCAAGGGAAAGCCGCAAUCAUCCAAGACUUUGACAUCGACGUGGAACCUUUCGAGAUCUCCAAUAAACCCGAGCGACGCCCAUGGGACACCUCCUUUUCUGCAUUUAUCGAAUUCGGACGGAUACAAUCCAAGAUCUACGAGCACCUCUAUUCCCCAGCGGCUUCGAGGACGAGCGACGAGGAACGCAGUGCUUCGGUAGCACAUCUCACGAAGCGACUGUCGGCGUGGUACGACUCGUGGCGAAGCGUGGACUAUACGCAUGCUUAUCGCAAAGAACUAUUUCAAUUCACCUUUGACGGGCUCGAUGUGGUUUACUACUCCAUUCUAACACUAGUUCAUCGCGGAGCCAACUCAUCGAACUCCGCGAGCUCCAUAACUGAGGAGUGCUUCGACGCGGCAAGAAAGGGACUCACGGCGCAUGCGACCGCCUUCCCUCGGUCCGCGUCUGGGGGUUACGCCGCGUUGUUCAGUUACGCAGUCUGGACACAUCUCUACUCCUCCUUUACUCCCUACAUAAUCACAUUCCUCCACUGCAUCAGACACUCCGACGUCGAAGACCUUAACCUGCUCCGAAGCACCUUGGAAAUCAGCGAGCGACUCAGCGGGUUGGUCGAGUCAUGCAAGCGGCAGUACGAGCUGUGCAGGUCUCUGUACCGCAUCGCGGAGGCAUACAUCAAGUCGAAGAAAGGCAUCGCCUUCGUGGACGGAGCGCUUGAGAACACUAUCCACCUGCCGCUGCAGCAGCCUGCCAUGGAGAACUGGCCGACCUUUGACUCGCAGUUGGAGCCGAACGCUUUCCCGGAUCUACACGUGGACGAGUGGAAUAGUACGUACAUGGGGCAGAUGUCGUUUACCUUGGACAAUCAGCUGGGCAAGGGUAAUACUUAG
Colletotrichum chrysophilum is the source of this 1344-nucleotide messenger RNA. RefSeq lists its product as uncharacterized. Gene Ontology annotation, biological process: DNA-templated transcription. Gene Ontology annotation, molecular function: zinc ion binding; DNA binding. The transcript is spliced from 4 exons. The coding region runs from base 1 to 1344 and encodes 447 amino acids. NCBI's taxonomy places the organism in Eukaryota, Fungi, Ascomycota, Sordariomycetes, Glomerellales, Glomerellaceae. The record is from RefSeq and is a predicted model, not a curated record.